This is a messenger RNA of Durio zibethinus, 570 nucleotides long. Its product is annotated as WUSCHEL-related homeobox 5. Lineage: Eukaryota; Viridiplantae; Streptophyta; Magnoliopsida; Malvales; Malvaceae. The record is from RefSeq and is a predicted model, not a curated record. Gene Ontology annotation, molecular function: DNA binding; DNA-binding transcription factor activity. Gene Ontology annotation, biological process: plant organ development.
AUGGAGGAAGGGUUUUCAAGUUUUUGUAUCAAGGGAAGUCACGGUCGUGGCAAUGGCAACAAUGGAAGUAGUGGAACAAAGUGUGGGAGAUGGAAUCCUACGACUGAACAGGUUAAGGUUUUAACAGACUUGUUCAGGUCAGGACUUCGAACACCAAGCACUGAUCAAAUCCAGAAGAUUUCAACUCAGCUUAGCUUUUAUGGGAAGAUCGAAAGCAAGAAUGUUUUUUAUUGGUUUCAGAAUCAUAAAGCUAGGGAAAGACAAAAGCGUCGAAAAGUCUCCUUUGAUGAAAAUGAUCACUUCAUUUCCAGAGACAACAACAACAACAACAACAUCAACAACAAGAUUUCUUCUUCAAAACGUUUUUUUGAGGUUAAGGAAUAUCAGUCUGAUCAAAGGGUUAUUGAGACUUUACAGCUUUUCCCUUUAAAUUCCUUUGAAGAAACUGAUCAGCAGGAGAAGCUGAGAUUCCAUGGAAACGAAUGUAGGGAAACAUCAACAUUUCCUUAUACAAUCAGUACCUCAGAACUGGAUCAUCCACCAUUGGAUCUUCGUUUAAGUUUCUUGUGA